Messenger RNA from Blastocystis hominis, 756 nucleotides. RefSeq lists its product as hypothetical. The transcript has 2 exons. The record is from RefSeq and is a predicted model, not a curated record. Bases 124 to 726 code for a protein of 200 amino acids. Lineage: Eukaryota; Bigyra; Opalinata; Blastocystidae.
AAAACUUUGUAUCAUUUCUCCUGUUUAUUACCAAUUUUCUUUAUAAGGUAUGUUUGAUUUGUUAUAUGAUAUUCUGUUUGAAUGUUGUUUGACAUUUCCUAGUAAUCGGGUUUUACAUAUCAAAUGUUAAUUGUUUCUGACGAUUCUACGACUUCUCCUAAUUUUUCUUCUUCUUCUUUAUCACACGAGCCUGAUUCAGUGUCAUCCUUGGGAAGCAAGAGUUGCAAACUCUGUCGAAAGCAGUUGCCAAACGAGCACUUUCACAACCCUAAGAACACAAAAUUGUUUUCUGUUUGCGACAUUUGCAGAAAAAAGAAGCGUGAUAAGUAUUGGCGGAAUAAGGAACUCCUCCAACAAACUGUCAUGGAUACUAGAAUGACUUCAAGAAGUCGUCGAGUCCGUCUGCGAAAAGAUUCCACAGCAUCUUCUGAUGCCAAAUCAAGGGGGCGUACCACAGCCUUAACCGAUUCUUCUGAUACGCUUUCUUCGCAGUCCCAAUUUUCGGAGACUGUUUCUGUACCACCACCACAAAAGGAUGUAAACUACCUUAACUCCUUUCCCCGCUCUCCGGGUCGAUUAAUCAUUGUACCUCCAGAGGUUUACACAUUCAUUCGCAUUUACUACAACAAUCCAGAUUAUCUUCGCGCUUGCUUAGGGGAUGAAUAUUGGGCUGCAUUGUGUACACCCAACGCACUGGCUGCAGUGGAUGGAAAGAACGUUUUUUGAUGAGAAUUGUUCUAUUUUGUGUUGGAUCUG